UCCAUAUUUAGAAUGAACUACCCAACCCUUUUAUAUGUUUUCUUCCAUUUCAAUUUACCAAGAAAAAUGGGACAAAUAAAACGGACAAGAGAGGACGACAGUAAGCAGUAAGGAAGUUAUAUAGCAAAAGGCUUUAAACUGACACUAUAUUUUACUAAUAGAUUCUCUGCAGCCCACUUCAAACUUAAUCGCCCCACAUGACUAUUCAUUUAAUUUUAUACCCACCUUAAAACCUUCGCAAAAAAUAUUCGAUGUUGACAUUACUACAACGACUUCAAAACCUGUUCCAUUCAGUGUAAACACACUAACUCACCGAUUCAAUAAACGGGUUGAGAAAUUUCGGUGCGAACGACCGAAGACUUUAGUGAAAAAACCCGAAACGGUUAAGGAAUAUGAAUCCAUGUACGAACGACAUCAGCACAUCACCUUCACAAUCAUCAAUUAUUUGCAAAUGUUUUUCAAUGUCAUUGUUGUUGGAACCAUAUUAUACAUUUUUGUUAAAAUUAUUCUGGUCGUCAAGCAAGAUUUUCGACUCAAGGCUAAAGAGCAUUUCGAAGUGUUACAGCAUGACAGAUUAACAUGUUCAAAGAAAUACAUGAUCAAUCAUUGUGGAAAAGAUGACCAGGUUCCGGCUAUCGAGAAUAUGUGCAAUGAAUGGGCAUCAUGCAUGCAUAAAGACCUUGCUGUGGCCCAAGCCAAAGUGUCUGCCGAGGCAAUAGCAGAGAUCAUUAAUAGCUUCGUCGAACCUAUAUCCUACAAAGCUCUGAUCUUUUUCUCUUUAUUAAUCAUUGGCUCAUUAUUUUUUUCAAAUGUUGCAUUUGGAAUAGUUAAACGAAAGCACAACAAACUGAUACAAUUAUCAUCGUAGGAAUAAUAAAGUAUAUCUUUAAACCACGAAACUAAAGCUCCAGUAAGAACUGUGAUAAUCAUAAUGAGUGGUCGCUUUUGUUAUUUUGCAAAAAACAUACGUGUCUUUGCAGUUACAAACACACUCAAAUACGUGGAUAUAGCGCAACAUUCAGUUGGACUUGAUUGUAAAGUUAGUUGCUUUAUGCGGCUGUAAAUAUUUUAUAACGAAAACCACAGCCUGGUAGUAGGUCUAUCAAUAGCAGUUAAAUAUCUAAAAU
Messenger RNA from Mucor mucedo, 1127 nucleotides. RefSeq names its product Brl1/Brr6 domain-containing protein. The transcript has 4 exons. The coding region runs from base 401 to 868 and encodes 155 amino acids. NCBI's taxonomy places the organism in Eukaryota, Fungi, Mucoromycota, Mucoromycetes, Mucorales, Mucoraceae. The record is from RefSeq and is a predicted model, not a curated record. Gene Ontology annotation, biological process: nuclear envelope organization; lipid homeostasis. Gene Ontology annotation, cellular component: nuclear membrane; nuclear envelope.